Molecule: messenger RNA, 1191 nt
Organism: Halteromyces radiatus
Lineage: Eukaryota; Fungi; Mucoromycota; Mucoromycetes; Mucorales; Cunninghamellaceae
Product: mRNA binding post-transcriptional regulator
Exons: 5
Coding region: 46-1191 (381 amino acids)
Biological process (GO): mRNA splice site recognition
Cellular component (GO): cytosol
Molecular function (GO): mRNA binding
Source: RefSeq, a predicted model, not a curated record
UUCUUUUCUUACUUUUUAUUAUUAUUAUUACUUACUUACUUACUUAUGGGUAUUAGUUAUAUUUAUGAUAAACAACAUGAAUUGACUCUUCCAUCUUCUACUUCAGUUUCAUGCUUUACGAGUGAUCAUGUUCAACAAGAUCAAAGAACGACAUUAUGGAUGGGUGACUUGGAAGUUUGGAUGGAUGAACAAUUUAUACAGUCUUUAUUCAAUUCAUGGUUAGAUAAAGUUAAAGUCAAAGUGAUUCGUGAUAAAACAACAGGAGUUAGUGCCGGGUAUUGUUUUAUUGAUUUUGGAACCAAUCUGAUGGCUCGACGCAUGUUAAAUCUUUAUCAAGGUGAACGCAUAUCAAAUACCAACAAAUGUUUCAAAUUAAAUUGGGCUUCAGGUGGUUUUUUUGAUAAAAAAGAAGAUCGAUUGGAUGAAUAUUCUAUUUUUGUGGGUGAUUUACCUUGGGAUUGUACUGAUAUAACACUUUUUAAUCUCUUUCAAUCUCGAUAUCCAAGUUGUAAAUCAGCUAAAAUCAUGAUCGAUCCACACACAGGUUUAUCUCGAUGUUAUGGUUUUGUUCGUUUUCAUCAUCCUUUGGAUCAACAACAAGCUUUAAUUGAAAUGCAAGGUUUUAUCUUGGCCAAUCGUCCUAUUCGUGUUUCUGUUGCUACACCAAAACAUACAAAUAAUAACAACAAUACCAAUAGUACUAAUAGUAGUACUACUAGUAGUAGAAAUAGUAGUAAUAGUAGUACUCAUACUUCUCCUAUCUUCUCCUUCUCUUCUCCUGUACCACUGACAACUUCAACAAAAAUCAACAACAACAACAACAACAACAACAACAACAACAACAACAACAACAACAACAACAACAACAACAACAACAACAACAACAACAACAACAACAGCAACAACAACAACAACAACAACAACAAUAAUAAUAAUACAACAGUAUUUGUAGGUGGAUUAUCAACACCAUUACGUGAAGAUGAAUUACGACAUUAUUUUAGUCCAUUUGGUGAUAUUGUAUAUGUCAAGAUUCCUAUUGGAAAAGGAUGUGGAUUUGUUCAAUACGUAUCACAUGAUGCUGCGGUUUCAGCCAUUCAACAUAUGAAUGGAUAUCAAAUUGGUAGUUGUCGUAUUCGUCUUUCUUGGGGUCGAUCUCAACAACAAUUAACAACUACAUUAUCCAAAACGUAA